AUCUUGCCUUUCACUAGCCUCAAGCUUUUCAUAUCAGCAACUAUGUCGGCGCAGAAUUUGAACGGCGGACUGCUCUUCAACAUCGGCGGCGCAGUUGCUCUGGUCACCGGUGGUGGUAGGUGCAUCUUAUGCCGGAGCAACGGUUUCGCAUUUUCCCCAUGGCCUCUCUCGGUACCUUAAGCUGCAGAGAUCCGGGCUGAUGCGGCGGAUACAUUUUGUUCUUUGCCAUAGGCACGGGCAUCGGACUUAUGUGCGCGCGUGCUCUGGCAGCGAACGGCGCGAAAGUUUACAUUUCAGGACGUCGCCAGGCUGCGCUCGAGUCCGCCGCCGCAGACUGCAAUCCAGAACUUGCUCCGCUCGGCGGCUCCCUCGUCCCCGUUCAGGGUGAUGUGUCUGACAAGGCGUCCUUGGCCAAGAUCGCCGAGACGAUCCAAAAGACGGAUGGGCGUCUCCACAUCCUGGUGAACAACGCGGGUGUGGAAGGUCCAUGCACCGAAUUGACCUCCCCCGAAGGGUUAAGUGCGAAGGAUAUUAGCGAGGCGCAUUUGAAGAACGAAGAAUUCGUCGCAUGGGACAAGCUUUUCUCGAUCAACACGCACUCGGUCUUAUUCAGCACGAUGAGCUUCCUCCCACUCCUUUCGGCAGGCAACGCAGCCCCGCCCUCAUCGCGAGCUCAGGAAAAGUACGCCAAGUGGACCGCAGCCGUCAUCAACAUCACCUCCAUCAGCGGCUUUGUUAAGGUCAGCCAGAGUCACUAUGCGUACAAUGCCAGCAAAGCAGCAGCCAACCACAUCACAAAGAUGCUUGCACACGAAUUGAACUUUAGGAGUAAGCUGGGGAUCCGCGUUAAUGCCAUCGCUCCAGGGCUCUUCAUGACGGAGAUGACGGCGCCAACGCCGGCCGCGCGCGUCGACCCAUCGCAAGUCGGGCCAACGAAGCAUGCGAACCCGGCCGGUCGGUUCGGCACAGAGGAGGAGAUGGCCAGCCUGUGCCUCUACCUAGCUAGCAACUGCUUCCAGCAAGGCCAGAUCGUCGUCCUCGAUGGGGGGUUCACCACUGCCGUCGCAAGCACCAUGUAGAGUUGGAAAGCGGAUUGCUCAGCGCAGUACAAAUUCUCGCUCGUCAUCGUUCAUGAGGUCUAUCAGUCAAUUAAUGCAGUUGCAACUUGA
Molecule: messenger RNA, 1169 nt
Organism: Tilletiaria anomala UBC 951
Lineage: Eukaryota; Fungi; Basidiomycota; Exobasidiomycetes; Georgefischeriales; Tilletiariaceae
Product: NAD(P)-binding protein
Exons: 4
Coding region: 249-1079 (276 amino acids)
Molecular function (GO): oxidoreductase activity
Source: RefSeq, a predicted model, not a curated record